Molecule: messenger RNA, 1276 nt
Organism: Haliotis rufescens (red abalone)
Lineage: Eukaryota; Metazoa; Mollusca; Gastropoda; Lepetellida; Haliotidae
Product: tetraspanin-8-like
Exons: 8
Coding region: 61-858 (265 amino acids)
Cellular component (GO): membrane
Source: RefSeq, a predicted model, not a curated record
UGCGUUCGCUGAGCAAACCCAAGGGAGGCAGUAUUGGAUACUCGCACAGACACAGACACAAUGGUGAAGGGGACGUGGCCAACAUGUGCCAAGUACACGCUCAUUUUCUUCAACUUUCUGUUUCUGGUGACUGGUAUGGCAGGCGUUGUGAUUGGUAUUCUGAUCCUUGUUGACAAGCCGUUGCUGAACAAUUUUGCAAACAUAGACUCUGGUGGAACAGGGGUGAUGACGAGUGGAGCUUAUGCUAUACUAGUCGGGAGCAGCAUCAUAGUUCUGUUCGCCAUCUUUGGUUGCUGUGGGGCGUGCAGGGAGAGCAAGUGCCUUCUUGGAGUGUAUAUCGGUCUGCUGUCUCUCAUCUUGAUUGUGCAAAUUGCAGCGGGAGCUCUGGCCGCUAACUUCAGAACACAGGCGGAUAAGGAAGUGAAGGGCUGGCUAUUGGAGCAGGUCAAAACUCAGUACGACGGCCGGGGGGAUACCAAUUUACAGUUUGGGAAGUCGCUUGAUUUCGCGAUGAUCGAGUUUGACUGUUGUGGAAUAAGCAACUACAGCGAUUUUAAAAUCAUGGCUGAGAAGUGGACCGAGCGCGUCUCGAGAAUCAUCCCCAUUGCCUGCUGCAAGCUGGACAAGCAGAAGUUCUACGCUAUCAACGUGUUCGUCGUGAACGAUCUCACCUGCACCACCGCGCCAACCUAUAAGAACUCUAAUAUUGCAAGGCCUUGUUACGACACGAUUCGAGAUCACUUACUGACGCAAGCCAUGUACAUCAUUAUCAUCGCUUUUAUAAUUGUGGCUUUAGAGAUCCUGGGGAUCGUAUUCGCGUGCUUCCUGAUCCGGACAAUACGGGAUGACAAGGUCUGAGGGAUACAUGCGUACCCAUCUAGUUCCUGUUGAUAUCAUCAAAAUAUAUUUGCCUUCAACGUAUUGUGUAAUUAGUUAAAACACCGACUCUUCGCUAUAGACGGUUUCCUGUUUGGAUCAAUCUGCUUAACUAUAUAAUAAUUAUCGACCAAAAACUAUUUCAGAAGAUAUUUUUAGAUGUAUAGGUUUACAAUUACGUCUAGUAAUGUGUUGAAAGAUACGCGGUUCUUCCUUCAUUGCAAGAAAACACUCAACUUAUAUAUACGUUUCGGUUUCCAUACAAAAACAGCCACCCAAAUUCUAUUUGUGCUGAGGGGGCACGGGUGGCCCAGUCGUCUAAGGCGCCGCGAUUUGCUGUGCAGAGUUGCGUCCCUUGGGUACGCCAGAAACCUAUGAUUGUGGGUGUAAUCCCGGUUCG